ACCUGGGAGCCGGAGAUAGGGGAGCUCUGAGAGAGUCGACCUGUGGAGUUCCUGGCUGAGGGAGUGCUUGCUGUGUGCCGGGGUGGGGGUCAGGGAGUAAGGGGCACCCCGGGUGGGAGGCGGGCUUCUGGAAGGGCGUAUGGAGAGAGUUCAUCGUGGAGACUCAGAAACCGCAGCAGGUGUGCAGGCUUUAGGUCCCAGGAGCCGCCUUCUCCCCAGCUGACAGCACUUCUCUGGCUCCACGAGACCCGAGGUUUUAAAUGUCUGCAUCUGAGUCAGUGAGGCCGCUUGACACAGGACGCCAGUGUUCAGAGAAAGCAGCAGGUCCGUUUGGCGAAAUGUCAUCUCCACGUCAGGACUGGAGUAAAAAGAAAAAGAGCAAAGAGAAGAAGAGAAAAAGAGAAGAAGAUGAAGAAACUCAACUUGAUAUUGUUGGAAUCUGGUGGACAGUAACAAACUUUGGUGAAAUAUCAGGAACCAUAGCAAUUGAAAUGGAUAAAGGAACCUACAUACAUGCACUUGACAACGGACUUUUUACACUGGGAGCUCCACAUAAAGAAGUUGAUGAGGGCCCUAGUCCUCCAGAGCAGUUUACAGCUGUCAAAUUGUCUGAUUCCAGAAUUGCCCUGAAAUCUGGCUAUGGAAAAUACCUUGGUAUUAAUUCAGAUGGACUUGUUGUGGGGCGUUCAGAUGCAAUUGGACCACGAGAACAAUGGGAACCAGUCUUUCAAGAUCAACAUGGAUGGACCUUGCUAAGUGAAAUAAGUCAGAGAAGGACAACUGUAUGAUCUCACUUAAUAUGGAAUCUUCAAAAACGAAAACAAACAAAAACUCAGAAAAAGACAUCAGACUUGUGGUUGGUUACCAGAGUGGUAGGUGUUGGGAUUAGGAAUUAGAGGAAGAAGGUGAUCAAAAGGUAACUUCCAAUUACAAGAUAAAUAAGUGCCAUGGAUAUAAUGUAUAGCAUGAUUACUACAGCUAAUGCUGCUGUAUGAUAUAUAGGAAAGCUGAUGAGAGAGUAAAUCCUGAGUUCUCAUCACAAGGAAAAAAAAAUUUUCUUUUUGUGCUUUCUUCUUAUUGUUAACUGCAUGAGAUGAUGGAUGCUAGCUAAAACUUAUUAAGAUAAUCAUUUCACAGUAAGUGUUAAGCCAAGCCAAACCAUUAUGCUGUAUACCUUAAGCUUACGCAGUGAUUAUGUCAGUUAUAUCUCAGUAAAACUGGGGGAGGAAAUCAUUCAACAAAAAUAGCAGUAGUACUUCUGCCCACCAUCAUUUCUGUCCACAUAAAAACAUCCCUCUGACAUUGAUUCUUAAAGUUCUUUUUUUUU
Ailuropoda melanoleuca (giant panda) is the source of this 1327-nucleotide messenger RNA. RefSeq names its product FSHD region gene 1 (gene FRG1). Gene Ontology annotation, molecular function: actin filament binding. The transcript has 7 exons. Gene Ontology annotation, cellular component: nucleolus; catalytic step 2 spliceosome; striated muscle dense body. The record is from RefSeq and is a predicted model, not a curated record. NCBI's taxonomy places the organism in Eukaryota, Metazoa, Chordata, Mammalia, Carnivora, Ursidae. Bases 261 to 788 code for a protein of 175 amino acids.